CAAAGAAAAAAACAAACAUGCAAAGACAUGGCAAUAAAGAAAGAAUCAAAAUUUCAACUUAAACCAAAUUAGUCAACUCAAAAAUCAGUUAAUUAGAGCUGAAAAAAAAUCGAUUAAUGCUGCCUAACAAUUCACCAAAUCCAUCACCGAGAAAUGGGCGGUAGGAAUCUGUUCUUCGCCGCAGUGAUCAGCUUCUCCGCCGCGCUGAUCACCUACAACAUCAUCAUCUCCGCCAAUGCCUCGCUCAAGCAGGGAUUCCCGGGCGAAUCGUCGGCGAAAUCGUCGGUCGAUCCGAUCAUCAGAAUGCCGACCGACGCCGCCAGGAAGGGGCGGCGGCGGAGGCUGUUCCACACCGCCGUCACCGCCUCCGACUCCGUCUACAACACGUGGCAGUGCAGGGUAAUGUACUACUGGUUCAAGCAGCAGAAGCUGCGGAACCCUAGCUCCGACAUGGGGGGAUUCACCAGAGUACUGCAUUCCGGCAAGCCCGAUCGAUUCAUGGAUGAGAUUCCCACAUUUGUCGCUCAGCCCCUUCCCGAUGGAGUGGACCAGGGGUACAUUGUCCUAAACAGACCUUGGGCAUUUGUGCAGUGGCUCCAACAAGCAAACAUUGAAGAAGACUACAUAUUUAUGUCGGAGCCGGACCACCUUCUGGUCAAGCCAAUCCCGAACUUGUCCAGAGACGGCCUUGCAGCCGCCUUCCCUUUCUUCUACAUUGAGCCUAAGAAAUUCGAGAAGAUCCUGCGCAAGUUCUUCCCGGAGGAUAGAGGACCAAUUACUAACAUCGACCCGAUUGGGAAUUCCCCAGUCAUUUUGCGGAAGGAUGCUCUGAAAAGGAUAGCCCCGACUUGGAUGAAUGUGUCGUUGGCCAUGAAGAAAGACCCGGAAGCAGAUAAAGCUUUUGGAUGGGUACUUGAGAUGUAUGCGUAUGCCGUUGCGUCUGCUCUUCAUGAUGUUGGUAACAUAUUGCACAAGGACUUCAUGAUUCAGCCUCCUUGGGACACGGUGAUCGGGAAGUCUUACAUAAUCCAUUACACAUACGGAUGCGAUUACGAUUUACAGGGUAAGAUGACACCCGGAAAGUUCGGAGAGUGGAGAUUCGACAAGAGAUCAUACAACGACUGGCCUCCCAGAAACCUUUCCCUACCACCACCCGGUGUCCCAGAAAGUGUGGUGACAUUAGUGAAGAUGGUGAAUGAAGCCACUGCAAAUAUUCCAAAUUGGGGUUCCUAAAGACUGAAGUCAUCAUCAGAUAACAAACAUGUAUAUCUUCUGUUUUAAUAUAUCAACACACAUCAACUUUUUUCAACUGGGAAUUAUGCUCCUGCGGCUUGUAAAUCGUUGAUGAGGAAUAAUAUGUUUCAAUCCAAAAAAAGUUGGAUAAUUUGCUAA
Molecule: messenger RNA, 1392 nt
Organism: Salvia hispanica
Lineage: Eukaryota; Viridiplantae; Streptophyta; Magnoliopsida; Lamiales; Lamiaceae
Product: hydroxyproline O-arabinosyltransferase 1-like
Molecular function (GO): glycosyltransferase activity
Source: RefSeq, a predicted model, not a curated record